This is a messenger RNA of Vigna umbellata (rice bean), 752 nucleotides long. The record is from RefSeq and is a predicted model, not a curated record. NCBI's taxonomy places the organism in Eukaryota, Viridiplantae, Streptophyta, Magnoliopsida, Fabales, Fabaceae.
GAUAUUGUAACUUAUAGGACCCUUAUUAUGGGGCUGUGUAAGGCGGGGAGAGUAGAGAUUGCAAUUAAGCUCCUUAAAUCUCUUCAGAUGAAAGGUAUGGUCUUGACUCCACAUGCUUAUAACCCUGUGAUUCAAACACUCUGCAAAAGGAAGAGAACAAGCGAAGCCAUGAGGCUUUUCAUAGAAAUGAUGGAAAAAGGUGAUCCUCCGGAUGCUGUAUCAUACAAGAUUCUUUUCCGUGGCCUCUGUAAUGGUGGAGGACCGAUACAAGAGGCUGUUGAUUUUACGAUUGAAAUGUUGGAGAAAGGAAUAUUACCAGAGUUCCAGUCAUUUGGUUUCUUGGCUGAAGGUCUUUGCUCUUUAUCAAGGGAGGACACCCUUAUCCGACUUAUCAAUAUGGUGAUGGAAAAAGGAAGAUUCUCACAAUCCGAAACAUCUAUUAUCAAAGGCCUCCUCAGGAUUCAGAAAUUUAAUAAUGCAUUACCCAAUCUUGGUGCUAUUUUGGAUAGGAAAAAGCCCAGAAGAUUUUGAGUACUGAAAGGCUUUCCUGCAAGUGCACUUGGGUGUUGUUUUAAAGAGUGUAAUGGAAGGGAAAUCACCUUAUUUUGAAGGAGCUGAAACAUAUGAUAGUGUCCAACACCCAGGACUCGGAGCUAUAUUGCACACAUUUCAACACUGGUGUUGGUUUCAUCUGUCUAGCCUCAUUGAUAAUACCACUUCUCCAGUCUUGUGUGUUUCCAGUUUCAAGGGGA